AUGCCGGCAAAACCUUCCGCCAUUCGCCGACCAAAAAACUUCAAGCCUGGACCAACUGCAACCAACACGAAAAAGCCAAACCAUUCACUCUUACCACCACGCAGUUUUCGCCUUCAAUUAUCCGGCAAUAUGUUCGCCGUACCGGGAUGGACUGUUUCUGCGCCUAUCAAGGCGCAAGUUGAAACCCCAAAGCCAAAAGAUCCGAAUAAGUUGGGCAAGAAGGCGCUGAAGAGGAAAGAGAAGCAGGAGGUCAAGGUUAAUACAGAAAACAUUGGAGAGUUUUGGGAUAAAGCAGUGGAGGCCGUGGGUCUAAAGCCGACAGAAGCACCCAAGGGGGGCAAGAAUGCGCAAGAUGAGGCCAAAUCAGAGACGAAUGGCGCGCCUGUGAUAGAAGUUGAGGCGACAGGUGCUGGAGCAACAGAGAAGCGUGGAAAGAAGCGCAAGAGGGGCAAGGCUGGAGGAAGAAAGAAUAGAGAAGAUGGUGGUGAAGUUGCCGAGAAGGCAGAGACUGCUGAAUCUGUCACCAAGACACUAAAACACACGACCAAAGACACACAAGCAUCCUCAGCCGACAAGCCAGUAACAACAGACGGCGAAUCCAAGCGCGACAAGAAGAAACGCAAGAAGGAACACUCGGAUGACUCCAAGUCCCCAGUUGUCGAACCCACCCUCCCCGCCGCUGUCGACCUCCUUCCCGAACCCAAAGGCCUCACACCCCUACAGAAAUCCAUGCGCAGCAAACUCGCCAGCGCCCGCUUCCGCCACCUGAACGAGUCCCUCUACACCAAGCCGUCGGCCGAAUCCCUCGACCUCUUCAAACAAGACCCCUCCAUGUUCGAAGACUACCACCGCGGCUUCCAACAACAAGUCGAAGUCUGGCCCUCCAACCCCGUCGACAGCUACGUGUCCAGCAUCCUUGCGCGCGGCAAAAUCAGCCUCCGCGACCCCUGGAAAGCUGCCAAACGGCUCGCGAAAAAAGGCAAAGCUGCGCCCCCAGAAGAAGAAGCCCCAACGUCUGCUGUUGUCCGCGCAACAGGCGAUGCAAAACCCCUCCCCCGCAACCUCAAAGGCCAUUGCACAAUCGCCGAUCUAGGCUGCGGCACCGCCUCGCUCUCCUACCGCCUGCAACCCCAUCUCAAAGCCCUCAACCUCACCUUCCACUCAUUCGACCUGGCCAAGCCCACAGGCCCUUCAGCCCACCUUGUCACCGUCGCCGACAUCAGCGCGCUGCCCCUCGCCGACAACAGCAUGGACAUUGCCAUCUUCUGCCUCGCCCUCAUGGGCACAAACUGGCUCGACUUCAUCGACGAAGCCUACCGCAUCCUCCGCUGGAAAGGCGAACUCUGGAUCAGCGAGAUCAAAUCCCGCUUCGGCCGCGCCGACCCCAAGACGACGUCGAAAAUCCCAAUCAACAGCAUCGGCAGCCUGCACAAGAAAGACGCCAAGCCGAAGAAGAAGAAGAACGCGGCAAACACGCCUUCCCAGCCCGAACCCGAAGGCCCCCAAACCCCGGCCGACGAAUCCCUCCUCGCCACCGCAAUCGAUGGCGCGCCCCCGACCCCACAGGACGCUACGCAUAUUGCCCCUUUUCUCGCCGUCCUGCGCGCCCGCGGCUUCGUCCUCGAUGCCCCUGCCGAACGCCCGCUCGAGGCGGUGGACUCGUCGAACAAGAUGUUUGUGCAGAUGCGCUUUGUCAAGGCGGCGCAUCCGAGUGGCGGCCGCAAUGCGAGGGCGGAUCAGAGGGUUGGGUCUGGGAAGAUGGGGAGGGGGGAAAAGGGUGGGGAUGUUGGGGAGGAGGGCGAGGUGGAGGGUAAGGCGGGCGAGGUGUUGAAGCCGUGUCUGUACAAGAUUCGGUAA
Molecule: messenger RNA, 1857 nt
Organism: Plenodomus lingam JN3
Lineage: Eukaryota; Fungi; Ascomycota; Dothideomycetes; Pleosporales; Leptosphaeriaceae
Biological process (GO): ribosomal large subunit biogenesis; rRNA methylation
Cellular component (GO): nucleolus
Molecular function (GO): rRNA (adenine) methyltransferase activity
Source: RefSeq, a predicted model, not a curated record